GGGACAGUGAGUGAGAAUGAAGAGGGGGAUUUCCAGCUCUCCUGUCCUGAGCGAGCAGCAGCAGCACAGGAGCAAUAGUAACUUCAGGAGAGGCACCAGGGCCCUGAGAAACAUCCACCCUCUUGCACACUCCCUGCCAAAGGAGGAAGACUGGGGUCAAAGAGCAUCUCACCAACCAUGAAUUUGCCACUCAAGAGGCUGGGGACUUGGAAGGAAGCGGCUGCGUGUUUCCGCGAGGACGUUGCCAAGAUCCCCUGGACUCCAGUCCGAGCCCUCGGCAGGGACGUCAUGCUGCAGAACGAGGAGACUUUGCUCUCCCUAGCAGGUGAUGGCACCAUGAGGGCAAAUAAGGUGGAGAAUCCCCAGCAUCCUGGACUGGAGCAGGGGAAACUCCAUGAGAUAGUCAUGGGAGGAGCUGAAGGCGAUGUUCCCCAGGGUCCUAAGCAGGAAGAAGCUCUUGAGAGUCAGUGCAGGCCAAGGGAGUGGCAGGGAAAGCUCCUGAAUGGGACAGAGGUUGACUCGAGUACAAGAGGGCAAGACUUCAGGCAUGGGAACAGAGUCACAGUCCACUCCAGAAUCUGCAGUAAAGAGAAACCCUGGGAAUGUGUUGAAUGUGCCAGGCUAUUCCAAGGCAGCUCCAAGCCUUCUGCGCAUCAGAAUGAUGUCAGCUCUAGCUUGACUCUUUUGACCCCUCAGAGCAUCCACGCAAAAGAAAAAGGCCACAUGUGCCCUGACUGUGGGAAAAGUUUCCAACGGAGGAGUAGCCUUUUUCAACACCACACCAUUCACACAGGGGAGAAACCCUACGUGUGCCCUGACUGUGGGAAGAGUUUCCGCCUGAAAUGUUCCCUUAUUCAUCAUCAAAGGCUUCGUCCAGGAGAAAGUCCUUAUGCCUGCCCUGUGUCUGAGAAAGCCAACAAGUCGCAGCCCAGUCUUACUCUGCAUCAGAGCAUCAGCACAGAGGAGAAACCCCAUGUGUGCCCCGACUGCGGGAGGCGGUUCAGACGGAGGGGUAACCUUAUUGAACAUCAGAGUAUCCACACAGGAGAGAAACCCUAUGCCUGCCCUGAUUGCAGCAAAAGUUUCAGACGGAAGAGAAACCUUAUUCAGCAUCACAGCAUCCACACAGGAGAGAAACCCUUUGCGUGCCCUGACUGUGGGAGGAGUUUCCGUCUGCGGUGUUCUCUUAUUCAUCAUCAAAGGCUCCGCCCAGGAGAGAGUCCCUCUGCGUGCCCUGGCUCUGAGAAGACUGACCCACAGCAGCCCAGUCCUGCUCCACAGAGCAUUGACACAAGAGAGAAACCCUAUGUGUGCCCCGACUGUGGGAGGAGCUUCAUUCACAAGAAGAGACUUACUCAACAUCAGAGCAUCCACGCAGGCUCCAGAACAAUCUCCACGCUAUGCUCCAGAUCACCACAUAGUCCCAAGGAACAGGGAAGCAAACUGGCUGCAGUGGCACCAGAGCAGGGGCCGGUGACCUUGGAAGAAGUGGCUGUGUGUCUCCCUGAGGGGAAACAAGCUCUGUUGGACUCCAGUCAGAGAGUCUUGUGCAGGGAUGUUAUGCUGGAAAAUAAUGAGACUCUGGUGUCUCUAGGCAAUGAGACUGUGAAGGAAAACAAGGCUGAGAAUCCCCAGCUGUGCUGUUGGGGGCAUGCAGAACUCCCUGGGACAGCCCUAGGAAGAGCAGAAGGCAAUGUUCACCAGUGUCCCAAGCAGAGAAAAGCCCAUAAGAGUCCAUGCAGACUAGGUGGGCAGCAGGGAAAGCUCCCCCAGGGAAGACCAAUUGAAUCCGGUCCUGGAGAACAAGGGUUUGGGCACGGGAAUGGAGCCACAAUCCACUCCAGAAUCUGCAGUGAAGAGAAACCCUGGGAAUGUGUUGAAUGUGCCAGAAUAUUCCAAGGCAGCUCAAAGCCUUCUGCACAUCCAAAUAGCACUGAUGCUAGCUCAAUCCACUUGACCCCUCAGGGCAUCCCCUCGGGACAGAAAUUCUACAUGUGCCCUGACUGUGAGAAAAGUUUCAGGCGGAGGAGUAACCUUAUUGAACAUCAGAGCAUCCAUACAGGAGAGAAACCCUAUGCCUGCCCUGACUGUGGCAAAAGCUUUAGACGGAAGAGAAACCUUUUUGAACACCACAGCAUCCACACGGGAGAGAAACCCUUCGUGUGCGCUGACUGUGGGAAGAGUUUCCGUCUGAGAUGUUCUCUUAUUCAUCAUCAGCGGCUCUGCACGGCAGAGAGGCCGUGUGUGUGUCCUGUCUUGGAGAAAACCUACAAGUCGGGGCCCAGUCUUACUCGGUAUCAGAACAUUGGCACAGGAGACAAACCAUACACGUGCCCUGACUGGGGGAGGAGCUUCAUGCACAAGGAGAAACUUAUUCAACAUCAGAACAUCCAUACAGGCUCCAGAGUUACAUCCAUAGUUGGCUCCAGAUCAUCCCGUAUUUCCAAGAGACAGGAAAAGGAAGUGACUGCUGUGGUCCAGGGGCUGGUGACAUUUGAGGAUGUAGCUGUGUAUUUCACCAAGCAGCAGUGGGCUCUGCUGGAUCCCAUUCAGAGAUCCCUCUACAGGGACGUCAUGCUGGCGAAUUAUGAGACAGUGGCCUCUCUGGCUGGAUUUCCUGUUCCCAAACCGGACAUGAUCUCCCACCUGGAACAGGGGGAAGAGCCAUGGGUCCCAGAUCAAGAGGGCUCAGAGGGAAGGGAUGCCCCGAGAGACAUUCACACAGCCGGCGUUGGAACAGUGAGUGAGAAUGAGGAAAGGAAUCCCCAGCAGCUAUGUCCUGAGCAAGCAGAAGCAGAUGGAGCGUCACUGGGAAGAGCUGCAGGGGACAUUUCCCAGGUCUCUGAGCAGGAAAAAGCUGAAGAGAGUCAGGAGCAGCUGAAGAGGCAGCAGAAAAUAGUCCCUCAGAGGAGCCCAUGGAAAUCACCCUUACAGGGGGAGGGUUGGAGGAUUGUAAUGGGACUGUCAAAAACCUACAGUGAAGAGCAACUGAAUGAUUAUGGAGGAGAAGCUUCUGACACAUAUCAAAGCUGUGUGCUUGUCGUAAUUGUGGAUCAGUGUGGGUUGGGUUUCAAUGAGAACAAGUUGGUGGGGACUAGAGGAGGCAGCAUCAUUGAGCAAAGUAGCCGGCACAGAUCUUUGCUCUUGAGUAACGUGCUGCCUCGUGUCAGAUCCCUCUGGCUCCUCGUUGUUCCCGUGGUUGGAAUAAGGACCUGGGUUCAGCUCAGCUGCAUGGGUCAAGUGACAUUGGAGGAGGUGGCUGUGUGUUUCCCCAAGGGGCAGCAGACUCCACUGGACCCCAGUCAGAGAGCCCUCUGCAGGGUCGUCAUGCUGGAGGAGAAUGAGAAUCUGGUCUCCCUGGCCCAGGGAGUACCUCAUGUCUGCAUUCUGGUUCCCUACUCUCCUCUCUCUUUUGCAUCUGGCAGUGAGACCGUGAUGGAAAAUAACAUAAAGAAUCCCCACCAGCCCUGCCCAGAGAAGGCAAAACUCCAUGGGGCAGCCUUGGGAGGAGCAGAAGGGUUUAUCCCCCAGCAUCCUGAGCCGAGAGGAGCCCAGGAGAAUCAGUGUGGAUCAAGGGGGCUGCAGGGAAAGCUCCCCCAGGGCAGAUGUGUUGGUUCCAGUCCUGGUGGUUGCAGCUUCUGGGACCUGAAUGGAACCAUGGUCCAGCCACAAAUCUGUAGUAAAGAAAAACCCAGGGAAUUUGCCAACUACAGCAGAAGACUCAAUCUCAGGUCAAAGGUUUCUGCAAAGGAGAGUGCGUGCCCAGGAAUACAAUCCUAUGAUUGCCUUGACUGUGGGAAAAGUUUUAUCACUAGCUCAGACCUUUUGCAGCAUCACAUCCUCCACUCUGGAGACAAACCCUACACAUGCCUUGACUGUGGGAAGAGUUUUACCCGGAAGUAUGGUCUUACUGAACACCAGAGCAUCCACACGGGCGAGAAACCCUACACGUGCCCUGACUGUGGGAAAAGCUUCAGACGGAAAAAUGGCCUCGUUGAACACCAGAGGAUCCACACAGAGGAGAAACCCUACAUGUGCCCUGCCUGCGGGAAAAACUUUGGGUUGCGACACAGUCUUAUUAAGCAUCAGAGGAUCCACACAGGAGAAAAACCCUACGCAUGCCAUGACUGCGGGAAAAGCUUCAGACAGAAAAAUCGUCUUACAGAACAUCAGAGACUCCACACAGGAGAGAAACCCUAUUCAUGUCCUGACUGUGGGAAAAGUUUCAGGUUGGGACACGAACUUACUAAGCAUCAGAGGUGUCAUACAGGGGAGGAACCCUACAUGUGCUCUGACUGCGGGAAAAGGUUCAGGUACCGAGAUGGUUUUGCUAAGCAUCGGAGGCUCCACACAGGGGAGAAGCCAUAUUCAUGUGCUGACUGUGGGGAGAAAUUCCAUCUGGGCCGUUCCCUUAAGCAGCAUCAGAGCAUCCACACAGGCUCUAAAACCACAUCCACCCUUGACUCCAGAUUUUCCCGUAGUCCCCAAGGAGAGGAUAAAGAAAUGGCUGCUAUACCGCUUGCUCAGGGGCUGGUGACUUUGGAGGAGGUGGCUGUGUGUUUUCCCGGGAAGCAGAGAUCUCCACUGGACUCCAGUCAGAGAGCUCUCUACUGGGAUGUUAUGCUGGAGAAAAAUGAGACUCUGGUCUCCCUUGCAAGUAAAGAGACCUUCAGCCAGAACAAGGCGGAGAAUCCCCAGCAGCCCUACCCAGAGGAGACAGAACCCUGCAGCUCGGUCCUGGGAAGAGCAAAAGGGGAUGAUCCCCAGUGUCUUGAGCACAAAGAAGCCCAUGAGAGUCAGCACAGACCAAAGAGGCAGAAAGCAAAUCUCUCCCAGGGGAGAUGUGUUGAUUCCAGUCCUGGUGGAUGUAGCUUCUGGGACCGGAAAGGAGCCGUGGUCCAGCCAAGAAUCUGCAGUCAAGAGAAACCCUUUGAAUGUGCUGACUGUGGCAGAAGAUUCCAACGCAGGUCAAAGCUUUCUGUACAUCAGAGAGUGCACACUGGCAUGAGACCCUAUAAAUGCCUUGACUGUGAGAAAAGCUUUAUCACUAGCUCAGAUCUUUUGCAGCAUCAGAUCCUCCACUCGGGAGACAAGCCCUACAUAUGCCUUGACUGUGGGAAAUGCUUCACCCGUAAGUAUGGACUUACUGAACACCAGAGCAUCCACACGGGUGAGAAACCCUAUGUGUGCCCUAAUUGUGGGAAAAGUUUCAGACGGAAGAACGGCCUCAUUCAACAUGAGAGGAUCCACACGGGAGAGAAACCCUACUCGUGCCCUGAGUGUGGUAGAAGAUUCAGGUUGGGACAUGAACUUACAAAGCAUCAGAGGCACCAUACAGGGGAGAAACCCUACAUGUGCUCUGACUGUGGGAAAAGGUUCAGGUAUCAAGAAAGUCUCACAAAGCAUCGGAGGUUUCACACAGGGGAAAAACCCUAUGUGUGCUCUGACUGUGGAAAGUGUUUCAGGUACCAAGAGAGUCUCACUAAACAUUGGAGACUCCACACAGGGGAGAAACCCUACAUGUGCUCUGACUGUGGGAAGUGUUUCAGGUACCAAGAGAGUCUCACUAAACAUUGGAGACUCCACACAGGGGAGGAACCUUACCUGUGCUCUGACUGUGGGAAAUGUUUUAAGUACCAAGGGAGUCUUACUAAGCAUCGGAAGCUCCACACAGGGGAGAAACCCUACACAUGCCCUGACUGUGGGGAGAGCUUCCGUCUGGGACAUUUCCUUAAGCAGCAUCGGAGCAUCCACACAGUGAUAGGCUUCAGACCCAUGUCCACCUUUGACUCCAAAUCAUCCCAUAGUUCCUGGGGAUAUGGAAGAGAAAUGGCAGCAGUGGCACUGACUCAGGGGUCGGUGAUCUUCGAGGAGGUGGCUGUAUAUUUUACCAAAGGGGAGUGGACUUUGCUGGACUCCAGCCAGAGAGCCCUCUACAGGGAUGUCAUGUUUGAGAAUUAUGAGAUGGUAGUCUCACUGGAGCUCCAGAUGGGGAGCCUUUCCCCUCCGCAGUCCGUCCUGUGGAAGAGAGAACUUGGCAACACCAAGGAGACACUAAUCCAUACCCAGAGUUUCCAGAGGUUGGGGUGUGUGUACUUCUUAAUAUUUUUAAACACAUGGAGACCUGCCAACACAGAUUUCGUGUCCCUUCCUCUCCAAAAUUGGCUCAGAGAUGUCUUGGGUCUUAGCACAGUUAGGAGGAGACAAGAGGCUGCACAGCUGUGCUGGGUGCUGGAGUCUUGAGACAAAAGGCUCAGCCUGUGGAGGUCCCUGAAUCUCAUGUCUCAGGCUGUGAAGAGAUGUAACAUUUGAAGCAUGUCUGACCUGUAGAGACCUUUGAGAAGUGGGUGAAGUGCUCCUACAGAGCUUCUGUUUGAAGGAGAUGCUGUGGUAAAGAGCCCCAUCUGUUGUCGUGCAUAUGAAGCAUGACACAGGCCCAGGUCCUCCAGCCUAUACCUUGUUUCCUGCUUCCCUCAAGGGUAAUGGGUGAUUGGGAGGAGCUGAUGUCAGUGGGUACUCCUAUGCCUGUGCUUCUCUCCCAAAGUGCCCCUCUAUUACCCCUCAACCAGAGCCAUGACAUAGAUUGAAGGCUAGAGAGCAGGAAUCCUGGCUCUAGCUUUGCAGUGGAAAGGUGUUCUAACCCCAGUGGGUUGGGGAAUGGGGAACAGGGGUGUCCUGAUCUGGGAUGGAGUCUUGCUUUGGAGUGGAGGGGUAAUGGCAGGACCACGGCCACAGACAGGUUGCCCCAUUCUCCCUCUCUGCCCUGUCCUCGGAAACCUGCUUGCUGCUAUGCACCCUGUCACUUGUAACACCCUGGUCUUGUCUGUCUUCUCCCCUUGGAGCUGGAUUUCCCAUUCCCAAACCUGAUGUGAUCUCCCAGCUGGAACAGGGAGAAGAGCCAUGGGGCCCAGAUUAGAAAGGCGCUGAAGAAAGGGAGAUCCUGAGAAACAUGCACACAGCAGGCCAUGGGGCAGUGAGUGAGAAUUCCCAGCAGCCGUGUCCUGAGCAAGUGGAAGCAAGUAGGGCAUCACUGGGAAGAUUUGUAGGACACGCUUCCCAGAGUCGUGAACAGGGAGAAGCUUGUGUGAGUCAGGACCAGCCAGAGACUCUGCAGGCAAAGUGACCUCAGCAGGACUCCUAGAAGUCACUCUCACUGAGAGGGAGGCUUGGAGGAUUGUCAUGGGACCGUUGUGCAGCCCAGAACCUGUAGUGAGAGACUGGGUGAAUGUGUAGGAGAAACUUCUGAUCCUGGCCGAAGCUUCGUGCAUGUUGUGUAGUGCACUUGCAGGAGAAGCCACAUAUGUGGCCCGGCUAUGGGAAAAGCUUCAUGUGGGGGACUUGGUGCUCCAUUGUCUAAUCCACACAGAGAACUCACACGUGCUGUAAAUGUGGGUGAAGAUGCUUGGAGCAUUUGCCUUGCUGUACAUCAUGUAACCCCACAUGAAAAAACUGGAAUUGACUGCAGGCAGGGGUGGAUCUGGGGGAGGCAGUAGUGAGGUUGCACCCCCCUUUGAUUCUUUCUGCAGGUGUAGAGGGGCAGGGAGGGACCCAACUUCUGAUUUGGGUUGUGGGACCUGAUGUGAGGCCCCAUAGCUUCUCUUUGGUUCUCUCCAUCUCUGUGCUGGUCAGACUUGCUGCAGCUAUGGUGGUGGCAGGUCUGGUCAGAGCAGGGUAUGGGGAAUGUGAUGCUGACUGCAGGAGAGUAGCAGUGGUUUUGACUAUUGGCUGCAAUGAUUUUGGUUCCCCACACUCCAGCUGUUAGUGUGGUGCAGGCAUGGGCUUAGGCUGCUGUUUAUGGGUCAUGGGCUCCCUUUACACUGGUUUCAGCAGUCCCUACAGUGUAGAUUCUCUGGGGACUGAGAUGCUACUGCCUGUCCCAGCUGCAGCAGCUGGAGCCCGUGCCUACACCCACGCAGCAGUUGGAGCAUGGGGGGCCCAAGCCAUGCCAGGUAACACUCCUGCUCUCUGGCAGUCAGCAUAAUAUUCCCCAGCCCCAAUCUUGCUCUACCCCAGGCAUGCUAUACCUCUGCCCUGACUCCCUGCUGCUGCCUCCAUGGCUGCAACAACUCUGUAAGAUCUGUUUGAAGGAGGAGUGGGUAGUGAGGGCAGACAGGACAUCCCCAGCUUCUCACCACAGGCCAGGAAAAGGGCUGCUCUCUGCUUCCUGUCCCAUUCCUCCACUUCUGCUGGGAACCCCAGGGCAGCCAAGCUUGGGGUUCUGCCCAGUCAUGGGGCAAGGAGCUUGCACCCCUGCCUUUGGCAGGGUGCUUUCACCAUCCCUGGAAAAGGUGGGUGUGGGUUGCAUCUCCCCUUUUCUAAUCCUAGAUCUGCCCAUGACUGCAGGAAGAGCUUCAGGAGGAACAACUGGAAAACGCACAAGAGCCUAGAUACCCCACAGGGUCAUACCUUACUAGACACAAGAGAAUCCACUCAAGAGGGUGAGCUGAGCGUACAUCACUGGCCGAGUGUCUAGGUAAAGACUGCAGGUGGGGAAGUGGUUUGGGUGGCAGUGGAGAGGAGCUGGUACAGACUGGAGGAGGAGGCAGUACUGGAAAGUACAGAUAUGAGUCAUCCCAGGUCAUGAGGGAGCCAGCAGUGGGAGAUGUCUUUGGGUCUCAUGAACUAUCUCUACGUAAAGAGAAGAAAAUAGAACUGCCCCUCAUAUGUUGUGUCUGACAACAGCUCUGGCUUUCUGGGUUGAGGCAGCUGAGUGUUAUUGAGGAAGGCCGCAAAGGGCCCCGUCUCUGAAAUGUCUGCAUAGCCUGCUUUGGGGGAUUUGCCACCUGAUUAGCAAAGUAGUGACUAUAGUAGGGCUGGAGUAGGACAAAUGUGCAAGCCACAGGAUGCUUUUAUGACUAAUGUAGCUGCUUUUGCAACUCUCCCUGACCAUUCAAAGCUUUUGACUUUCCUUAGCCCCUGCACUGCCCUUAGAUUGCGUAUAGGGGUUUGGAAGUGGAGGCAGCAACUCAUCCCACAGACAAAGGGAGCUGGAGAACCAAGCAGGCUGGGAGGGCCUGAAUCAGGGAAGCACUGUGGUGCUGGUGGUGGUUGAAUCUGUGUUGGUGUAAGAAUUAUUUUCCUCUUGUGGAGCAGGGAAAAUAAAGCAGAGCCUCUUGGCCAAGGUUUCUAGUUCCUGUGGUCACCAGCCCAGGCUGCACAGAGAAGUUGCAGCACCUCCAUGCUUGGAGGCCUCGC
Molecule: messenger RNA, 9195 nt
Organism: Alligator sinensis (Chinese alligator)
Lineage: Eukaryota; Metazoa; Chordata; Crocodylia; Alligatoridae
Exons: 22
Coding region: 178-6243 (2021 amino acids)
Biological process (GO): regulation of DNA-templated transcription
Source: RefSeq, a predicted model, not a curated record